AUGUCAGAGAGGAAACCUCUGGCACCUUCAAAACUGAGAAAUGUCGAGACAGCAGAAGAUAUGGUCAGUGGCGGAAGCUCAUCUUCCAAUAUGAGUAGACAGGAAAUCAGAGCCAAGGUGGACGAAUUAGCAAGUUUGAUACCUGAUGAAUCGAUCGUUGGAGAUAAGACGUUCGCUGAAUUGAGUCUGUAUGAAAAGAAGUCAGUGUUGAUAAAUAGAGAAUUAGAUCAAAUGGGAAUGGGUAGAUAUCAAUGGUGUAUAUUCACUUUAUGUGGAUUAGGUUAUUUCUUAGAUUUGUGUUGGGCACAAGCAUUUGGAUUAGUUGGUUCAGCGAUUCAACAAGAGUUAGGUAUACCAGAUUCAGAAAUAGGUGAUUUAUCAACUGCUUUUAACACUGGUUUAUGUGUAGGUGCUUUUGGUUGGGGUUUAUUAGUUGAUAUUGUAGGAAGAAGAUGGUGUUUCAAUUUGACUUGUUUACUUUCAACUAUAUUCGGAUUCAUCUUUGCAGCUCCAUCAAAUUACGGUUUCAUCUGUUUCUUAUCUGCCAUGAUAGGACUAGGAGUGGGUGGAAAUGUUCCGAUUGACGCUACUAUCACACUCGAAUUCCUUCCCACCAAGAACAGAUAUCUGCUGGCGGCUUUAUCUACCUUUCAACCUAUAGGAACCGUCACCGCAUCCGUCAUAGCAUUUGGACUCAUACCGAAAUACUCCUGCGACAGUUCUCUCAGAUCCUGCAAUAUCAGUGAGGCUCCUUGUUGCAGCAGAUCUAACAAUAUGGGAUGGCGAUAUACCAUUCUUGUCAUAGGAAUUCUGACACUCUCCAUUUUCUUAUUACGAUUCGCAAUUUUCAAAUUCCGAGAAUCGCCCAAAUACCUCUUAUCGAAGGGUCACGACGCCCACGCUUUAGACGUUAUCCAUUCAAUAGCAAAGUUUAACAGAAGACCACCGCCAUCUUUGACACUUGAAGAUUUCAGAGCAUUGGAAUUUGAGGAACAACAAAUUCCCAAUUACGGUUCCCAAGCACCUUUGAUAGGGGGUCAAGCACAUACCGAUACAGUCGACCUUGCAAAGAAUGUCGCCAUAGGUGGAUUCAAGAAAGCUUUCGGUCAUCUGAAAGGCUUAUUCAAGGAGAAAAUGUAUAUAUGGCUGUUUGUCAGUCUCGCUAUAGCGUAUAUGGCACUUUUCUGGUCGUUCUCUCUUGCCGGUUACUUCUUACCACUCAUCCUCAAAGCAAAAGGCAUCGACGCGAAUGGAAGUGUCGCCGAUGUUUAUCGAUCAUACGUGUGGAUAUACUUGCCAGGAGUGACUGCCACACUAGCAGCAGCUUGGGUCACAGGAUUCUCGCAAUUUGGUAGAAGGUGGAUGAUGGUGAUAUCUUCAGCUCUCAUGGGUAUAGCCCUUGCUUUAUAUCAACUUGUCGACAGUCGAGCUGGUAAUAUCGGAUUUAACGCGAUGGAGUACUGGUUCCAAUCACUAUAUGCUGCUUUACUUUAUGCCUAUACACCGGAAGCUUUCCCUGCUACCUUUAGAGGUUCAGCUUGUGGUAUGCUUUCCACUCUAGGUAGGAUUGCUAGUAUCCUUGCGCCCGUAGCUGGAGGAACAGUUUACCACGGAUCAGAUUCUCCCGGUGUCUUGUGGUUAGCCGCGGGCGGAGCUUGGUUAUCAACUUUAGCGAUUGCUUUUUUACCAUAUGAGACGAAUCGGAAACAGACUAUGUGA
Molecule: messenger RNA, 1719 nt
Organism: Kwoniella shivajii
Lineage: Eukaryota; Fungi; Basidiomycota; Tremellomycetes; Tremellales; Cryptococcaceae
Exons: 7
Coding region: 1-1719 (572 amino acids)
Biological process (GO): transmembrane transport
Cellular component (GO): membrane
Molecular function (GO): transmembrane transporter activity
Source: RefSeq, a predicted model, not a curated record